GAGCAUGCACUUCAGUCCACCUUCCUCGUUAGUUUUCAGGUUCCUGAUUUCCAAGCUGGAUCCUCAAAUAUGUCAACAGUCUCCACCCAGACGACCUGCAAUAGCAGCACUUCAAUGGCCCCCACCUUCUUGCUGGUAGGCAUGCCAGGUCUGUCAGCUGUGCCCUCCUGGUGGGCCGUCCCCCUGGUCACUCUCUACCUCCUUUCUGCCCUGGGAAACGGCGCCAUCCUGUGGAUCAUUGUCAUGGAGCGUGCCUUACACCGACCGAUGUACGUCUUCCUCUCCCUGCUCAGUGCAUCGGACGUUGGCUUGGCCACCGCCCUAAUGCCCACCCUGCUGGGCCUUGCUCUUGCUGACGUUCACGUGAUCUCGGCCUCGGCCUGUCUCCUCCAAAUGUUCUUUGUCCAUGUUUUCUCUGUCAUGGAGUCUUCUGUCUUGCUCACAAUGGCCUUAGACAGAGCACUGGCCAUUUGCCGUCCUCUCCAUUACCCCACACUCUUCACCAGUGGUUUUAUCAGCAAGAUUGUCCUGGCAAUUGCUUUCCGAUGCCUGGGUCUCCAUCUGCCCCUGCCUUUCCUGCUGGCUCACAUGCCCUACUGCCGCCCACAGGUCCUAACUCAUUCUUAUUGCCUCCACCCAGAUGUUACCCGACUGGCCUGUCCAGGAACCUGGGGCGCAGUCUACAGCCUCUUUGUGGUCUUGUCAGCCAUGGGAUUGGAUCCCUUGCUUAUUUUUUUCUCCUAUGGCUUAAUUGGCAAGGUAUUGCAAGGUUUUGGAUCCAGUGAAGAGCGUUGGAAAGCCGGUCAAACCUGUGUGGCCCACCUCUCUGCUGUGGUCCUCUUCUAUGUACCCAUGAUCCUCUUAGCUCUCAUUGACCGCCUUCGGUUGCCAGUACCUCAGUCUGCCCACACUCUUCUCUCCUAUGUCCACUUCCUGCUCCCUCCAUUGUUGAACCCUAUUCUUUACAGUGUCAAGAUGAAGGAGAUCAGAGAGCGAAUACUCAAGAGACUGCAGUCCAGGAAGGUGGGUUUUUCUCCGUGA
Molecule: messenger RNA, 1041 nt
Organism: Echinops telfairi (small Madagascar hedgehog)
Lineage: Eukaryota; Metazoa; Chordata; Mammalia; Afrosoricida; Tenrecidae
Product: olfactory receptor 51S1
Exons: 1
Coding region: 70-1041 (323 amino acids)
Biological process (GO): G protein-coupled receptor signaling pathway
Cellular component (GO): membrane
Molecular function (GO): olfactory receptor activity; G protein-coupled receptor activity
Source: RefSeq, a predicted model, not a curated record